Molecule: messenger RNA, 10035 nt
Organism: Spirodela intermedia
Lineage: Eukaryota; Viridiplantae; Streptophyta; Magnoliopsida; Alismatales; Araceae
Source: the annotation of a GenBank genome assembly
AUGAAGGUGAAAGUCAUAUCCCGUUCCACGGAGGAGUUCACGCGAGAGCGCAGUCAGGAUCUCCAGGUGAAAUCCUGCCCACAUUUUGUUGACCAGAAGCAGGGGGUAUCAUUGUAAAGUUGGGAGGGCUGGUACUUCUUUGAUUUAAAGGGGGGACUAAUAGAGCUAAUCGUCGGCAGAAGGGCCAUGCUUCGUGGGUUUACUGAUCACAGUGGAACGAGUACCCUCACAUUUGGAAGUUUAUGGGAAUAGAACUCGAAUCCGAAAUGAAGUGUAGAGAAAUUACACAAUUGUUCCUCACCAAGUUUUUGGCUAAUUGUAUAUAUUUUUUAGGAUUAUUUUUAUUUUAUUCUUCAGUGGUCUCAUCUGAAACUAAAACAAUUAUUUUGAGUAGAGAGUGUUUAGGAACUAUGAUCCAGCUUUACGCCCUCAGGAGAAAGCGGUAGAAUAUGCCCGAGCCGUCAAUGCUGCAAAGUUGGAGAAGGUUCUUCUCUUUCUAUUCUUAUUUAUCCAUUUUUGCUUUCAUAAUCAUUUUCCCUGAAACAUCGAAACGACACUAUUUUAGAUUUUUGCAAGGCCUUUUGUUGGCGCAAUGGAUGGACACGCUGAUGGAGUAUCGUGUAUGGCAAAGAACCCUAAUCACCUGAAAGGCAUAUUUUCAGCCUCAAUGGAUGGAGGUGACUAUGAAGUGUGGAAUCAUGUGACUAUAAGGCUCUUUAGUCAGUAGAAUGUUUUCAGUUUGUAUGGGGAUCAUCAAUUUUAGAAAACCUUCUUUUUUAGCUUUAAUCUCUAUGUUUUGUGUCUUCUUUUUUUAUUCAGAAACAAGUUACUCUGGUUAGUUCUUAUUCAGUGAGAACAUACAUGUUAAACCUGUUAUUACGUUGCCUUGUCUGUCUGUAAUAUAUUCAUGACUUGAUAAGUAUUAGUCGUUUGAAAUUUGUUAAUUAUUUAUUCCAUUUUACUCUUUUAAAUCGUUCUUGAUGGCACAACUUAUUUUUACAAUUGAAAAGAAUAAGCUGCAUCUGAUGGACAUGUUGGACUCUGAAGAGACUCAUGUAAACGCUACUGAAAAGUUUUAAAGUCCGUCUCUUUUGAAAACAUGGAAUUCAGUAGUGUUAACAAUAAGACUCUCCUAAAAAAAGUGUUGUCAAUGUUGAAACUCAUGGCAACUGCCAAAAAGUGUACAUGAUAUUUCGUCUCCCAUGAGUAUGCCCAUUCAGAUGAAGUGGAAGUGGCAAUUCAAACGAAGGUUUCCUUUUCGAACGAAGCAUAUUUUUCCAGAGAAGAAUAAAUGCAGGAAUUCAAUGUCGUUCUAUUAUUUUCUUUGGUGAAGGAGAAAAUGUGUACUCUGCCCUGGGUUAACCAUGCUGUUUAUAAUGAUGACCAUAUGUUCUGAGGGGGUCACGUAGUAUGACUAAGAGGCUGUGGUCUCCUUACCCUUCUGCCUAAAAGAAAUAUGAAGCUGAUGGAUGCAUGUGGAUCGGUGAACUCAUUGUUUGGUGUAUUGGGUGGUUAGUGGACACAUAUAUUCAUUUUUUUGACUGUAUAAAAAUAUUUCAUGCACAUGCAUCUUGGAAAGAUGUCUGGUAAGAAAAAUCAAAGCAGAUAGAGGGCAUCACUUUCAUCCACCAAUCCUUGAAGAAAUGGUAAUAAUAAGAUGUAUGUAGGCAUCAUUUGAAGAAGGAUUGUGAUGGUGCGACGGUGUUUUAUAUUAGGGAUGUUAAAGCAGGUGAUUUUUUUAGAAUGGAACUUGGAUCAUAUUAGUAUGACGGUUAUUGCUACUUCUUGGUCUCCUUUCUAUUUUCUCAUCUAUGGUUGUACAUUUCGAGUUUAAAUCAAAAAUUUGUAGACGGCCCACUUUUAUCAGAGCGGAUGGAUUUGCAACUUGUCUCUUAAUUUUGUGCGCAUCAUCUAUUUAGCUGGACCUACAUAUACAGGACUAAGCCAUCGUUGAUUAAGAUAAUACUUUUCGAUUAAUUAGCAUAGCAUAUAGUCUUUGGGAACCCCAAUUUGGUUCUUCCAUCAGUAUUAAACUGGUUUUGUUGAUGUAAGAACUUGUGUGCUUUAUCUUUUUAUUUCAUGGCUUUGAGAUUCACUGCUCCGGAUCAAUUAUAAACCUUGAAUCUGCCCCCUAUUAAACCACUAUUCUUGUUGCUAAAAUUGUUCUCUGGCUUCUCAAACGUUUCCUGAUCAUUUGGGUUUUUUUACAGAUAUUCGCCUUUGGGACAUGGCUUCCAGGUAGCAUAUGAAAUCUGGGAAUUUUAGUUUCUUUUGUUAUUGAUUUGACCGAUUGACUUAGGGGAUCUUUCUCAUCGCUUAGAAAUGUUCUUAGGCUAUGACAUGAUGCUCCUUUGCGGCUCAUGAAAUUCCACAUGGAUUCUUUCCAUAUUUCUUUUUGAUAAAGGCUUCGCUUGUCAGUUCUAUCUUAUAUUUGCCCAAAUCUCUUAUGCUAUGGUGUGGAUUCAUUGCUGCUCUUUGGAUUCUCCUUAUGAAAACAGGCGCACUGUUUGUCAGUACCCUGGUCACAAAGGUGCUGUGCGUGGAUUGACCGUAUCUACAGAUGGGACCAUUCUUAUAUCCUGUGGUACUGAUUGCACGUGAGUUCCUGGCUAUAUGCUCGUUGACCUACCUCUUCUGUGAAUUCUUUGGAUGUCAAUUUUAUUGUUUCUUUACUUUAAAUAUUUAUCCAUAUACACCAUUUUUAUAACUUUUCAUUGGUAGUCAUUUAAUUUUGCAUACACAUCUUAUAAUUGGAUAAUCUAAAAUACUUUUCAUUUUCAUCACGGGUUGCAAUUUUCUUUGCAGCGUCAGACUGUGGAGUGUUCCCAUAGCAGGAGCUGGGGAGUCUGAGGAUUCAUCCAGAAAUGUCUCAAAAGUGUGUAUAUUCAGUCAUAAUAUGCCAUGUAGAUAAUAUCUCAUGUUUUCAUGGACAUUAAAAGAUGUUUUUUUUCAAAUUUUCAGCCUUUGAUAGUUUAUGCGUGGAAGCAUGCCUUCUGGUGAGCUUCGAAGUUUCUUUUCAACCAAACGUAGUUAUUGUCUUUGCAAUGGCAUCAUGCAAGGUCUGCUAUGAUCUAGUUUUGUCAUGUCAGAAAAAAAAAACUUGUGCUUUUCUACUUCAAUAUUUUCAGGGCAGUUGAUCAUCAGUGGAAUGGUAAUGUUUUUGCCACGGCUGGUGCUCAAGUUGAUAUAUGGGACCACAACAGGUUUUUUCGCUUACCUUAUAUUUGAAUGAAAAUGAUGAAUUCAUUAAGGUUAAUCUGUAUUUGACCCAGCAUUGCUUCAUGACUCCAAAUUAUACUCUACAAAAGGUCUGAACCGUUGAACACCUUUGGAUGGGGAAAUGAGACUUCUGUUUCAGUUCGAUUUAAUCCUGCAGAACCUAAUUUAUUGGCGACAUCAGCCAGGUAAGGACAUUGCACUAUUCAUGUAUAAAUCGUUUGUUCAUUUUUUCUAAAAGAUUUGACCUUCUUGGGAACAGUUGAAUCAGUGUAAAUCUCUUGCCCAUCAUGUGGUGAAGUCGUUUGAGAUAGCUGGCUGUAACGGGCAAGUAAUCAACACAUUUAUGUUUAUGAUAUUGAAAAUAUCUUUAUUAAAUAAUAACUAGUGUCAGUAAUCUUUAUAAGCCCAUACUCUAUAUUGAAACAUGUAUGAAAAAAGUUGACACCCAAGUAGAAGAGCCUAUGAGAACAUGGGACUUAGUUAUGACAAUCGACAUAGCAAGACUGAAUUGAUUGCUGGUGAGGUGGGAACACCUUUGACUCUAAAUAUGUUUUGAUCUGGCAACUUUCAGCUAAAAAAUGAACUGUAUCUUUCAAUCUACUUUAUCUGGUGACCCAAUAUAAACACUAGGUUCAGAAGUGAAUUGAUCCUCUAGGUAGAUAUGGUUCUAGUUAUAGUUCGAAUUGAGGACCAUUGGUUACUCAAGGUUCUAGUUGCUGCAUGGUGGUAGUAGAGUGACAAAUAGAAGCCACCAAUGAUGAAGAGGAAGUGUAAACAAGAGGAAUGAGAAUCGUCACCCUGAUCUCUCUCUUGAAGGUUUCAUAAGAGAAUCUAGAAGCCUGGGAUGUGUACAAAUUUUCCGUCCGUUAUGAUUUGUAGCAAUACACUAUUUUUUAUUAUUAAUACCCUUAUCAUAAAUGCCUACGAUUAUCUAGAGGAUUCAUGUCAUAAUUCGUGGUUCUCUUUGCUAAAUUCACAUACAUUGGAGAUAGCUCAUGGUGGAACCAUUUACUAUGGCUAGUGCUUGCGUGUAAAAGGUUGACAAAAUGUGAGCUAUCAAACAUUCUUUGGUGGUUCCUCCACCAUCAUUCCUGUGAGCUUGUGGAUUUUGGUGGUUCAUCAAUGGUUGGUUCGAAUGCACCCUAGAAUGUAGAGUUGCUUUCUAGAACCUCAUCUUCUCUGGUUCCAACUAGUCCCCAAGGAAAGCAGUGAAUGAAGUCGUGGUACAGUACAACAGUGUGAACCAGGAAUUUGUGGUGUAAUGUACAGCUUGAAGCUUUUGUUGAUUGUGACCUCUCUCCUUCACUCUUGGAAGAUUGUAGUGAGCAGGUGGAGCUGUCAUAUCCUCCAGAUAAAAGCUGCAUUUAAUCAAAUGCAUACGUUCAUAUACCAUGUGACCAAUGUCAAUGUCAAUCGCCAUCAAUGGUGAAGAUCCAUUUUUAGAGGACAUAAAAGCAUUUAAUCAGACAUAGAUAUCAUAUGAAUAUCGUACACAGUUCCUAUAAUAUGUUUUCUUGGGAAUAACUAAACAGACGAAUUGCACCAACGACUACAACCUAAACAGUACAUACAAAUGGGGCUCCCUGGUGUUUCUCCAAAAUUUAAGAAUCCUAGUGGAGGGUGAGGUUGAAAGCACAGACAAGGUUGAGUUUCAUCAUAAUAAAUAUGAGUUUUGAAUAGUUUCCCUCUUUGAUGUAGUGCCUUAACUGGCUCCAGAUAAAGUCCCAUGGCCUCAUUGGGAGGUGAAUAUAUUCAGUUGUCAGCUAACCACAUUCUACUUUACUUUUCCUCAAUGGGCUUCAUUUAUAUUCUUAUGGUGCUUGUACCCUCUUGGCCAUAUAUUUUUUCUUGCACUUUGUUUCUCGAGUACUGACUUUUGGAACAUACUAAGAUGGGCUCUCUAAGAAAAUUAUCCUAUCUUACUUUUUGAGAAAUUCAAUGAGCAAAUUAUUUCUUCUUGACUCCCCUUAUUUUGACAUUGUACUCCUGUUGUCUUAUUUAAUUUCAUUUUUUUUUUAAAUUCAUUUAGUUUCUUAGAAUGGCAGUCUACCAGAAUGUAACACCGCGUAUUUGCAGUGACCGGAGCAUAGUAAUUUAUGAUUUGCGUAUGUCUUCGCCAGCUAGAAAACUUAUUAUGAAGGUGAAGAAAUUGGCUCCUUGUCAUUUUUAUGUCACCAGAAUAUAACGUCGUGUCUUUGGUUCUAGCUAUUGCAUGAGAAAAAUGAUUCUUUCAAAUCGUGUUUAGGUUGAUAUCAACUCUUGAAGUAUAGUCAAAAUUACAUCAUAGAUCUUAUUAUAUUUAACAGCAAAGCACCAUAUGUAGCUUUACAGACAGAAGAUAACUACAAAUAAGAAAAAGAAACAGAAUUUAUCUCACAUCCUAUAUUAUAUCCAUGGGCUCUCAUAUAAUUUUAUUGUAUCACAUCGAUUGCUCAAGUUAUCACCUUGAAUUAGGUCCACGGUAAAAAUAUGGUUUGUUCCUUCGCACAUCCUCAAAAUGAUCUACUGGACUAUUUGCUCGUGCGAAGUUCUAAACCUGUGAAUUGAUUGAUCACACAAUUUUGACGAUUAUUGUUGAAAAUAAAUCGUAUUUCAUGAUCAAAACAGGAAAAAGAGAAUGUGUGCGAUUGUGAAAAGCUUGAACUGCUGAGAAAGAAACCUUUCUACAUUGAUAUGGUCUUACACCAGCAAGGGAUUAAACAGAUCAUGACGAAAAUAAAAACUAUCAGCCCAGCAACCCCCAGAAAGUAGAAUUUCCUCCGAAACAAAACCUCUACAACACAUUAAACUUCGCAGUACCCCACAGAAGUUACCUCUUACAUCACUGCCACCUUGUGGCCUCUUAGCUCCUGCUUAGGAGACGAGAACUUUUAACUGGCUUUGGCUCAGUUGGAAUUAUCAUUGGACAAGAGUCAGGAUCCACGGUUUACCCCUAAGCCUAGACCGCCACCCUCAGCUUAUUUUGUUGAGAACUUUUAUUUUGAUGUCAGAGGUGCCAUUGAGCUUUGUUAGAAGCCAUGCUAAUCUUUGUAGAAGAUUAUAUAUGGGAGAAUUAUAAAGAUUAUCUUAAAACAUGGAAAGAGGUUCUCUAUAUAUUUUUCCUCUUCUGUGUGAGAUGUAUUUUGCUAUUUCCUGAAUUUUUCGUCUCAUUCUCUUUGUUUUGUUGUUGGUGCAGACCAAAACUAAUUCUAUAGCCUGGAAUCCAAUGGAGCCAAUGAACUUCACAGCGGUAAGCACAUUAGAUAGAAUUGGACAUCAGUUAUUAUUGCGUUGAAAUCUUCACUGGAAUCAGCCAUUGGAAAUGAAAUGUUUCAUCAGUGGACAGUUAUCUUCAAUCUAAUUGCUGAUGGGUUGCAUCUUAGUGUUGGGGAGACUUCUGUGUGUCUUUACGAAGUAAAAUAACGUGGAAGUUUAUAUCUCGAAUCAAUUUAUAAGAAGUUCAUGAUUGAAUUAUGCCAUUCUUCUCCUGUCAGGCUUUGAAUGUAUGCAUUACUUUGCACAUUUAUUGGAUGUGUAUAAUAAAAACUUGCCUAAUAAACUUCACCUAUAAAUUUUAGUGAGGGAAAAGAGGGGAAUCAAAUGAAAAUAGUUCCUUGUUUUUCUGUUAAGUGUUUUUCCUAUUAAAUUCAGGCAAAUGAAGAUUGCAAUUGCUAUAGCUAUGAUGCUAGGAAACUGGAUGAAGCGAAGUGUGUACAUCAGGACCAUGUAUCUGCUGUGUGAGUGAUCUGAACUGUUCCUAUUUCUGGGAAGCUUUCCUUUGUAGAAAACUGAAAGUUUCAUCAAAAUUUACUUUUUCAGAAUGGACAUUGAUUAUUCUCCGACUGGCCGGGAAUUCGUAACUGGUUCUUAUGAUAGAACUGUGAGUAGUUGGGAUUGGGAACGUAAUUGGAUUUUUUUUCUUGUGUGGCGCUAGUUGAGCAUGAUAGAGAGCAUUCUUCUAGAAUAUUUGUUCAUUAACUUCGCUCAUUAAAAUACAAUAUUUCAGGUGAGAAUCUUCCAAUAUAAUGGAGGUCGCAGCAGGGAAAUUUACCACACCAAAAGAAUGCAAAGGUCUAUAUCAUAUUUUACAAUCAUAAAAUUUUCAUCUCCUUCUCAGCAUGGAUUUACCCUUGUGAAAUAUUCUGGACUGAUAUCGUAUCCAAUACUGCCCAUGGUCCGAAUGAUCUGAUUUCUUGAUGUCUUUCCCAUUUCUGUGUGGAGUUCUUAUUAUCAGUGUAUGAUUACAAAACACUUUGCCUUCGUCCAACCACUUGACCGGGUUAUAUUUUUAUAUGUAGGGUAUUUUGUGUCAAAUAUAGCUGUGAUGGGACAUAUCUUAUUUCCGGGAGUGAUGAUACCAAUCUUCGGUUGUGGAAAGCCAAAGCUUCAGAGCAACUAGGAGUUGUAAGCAUCUCCUCUAACUAUUCAUUCAUUUUCUCAGUGGGAAUUAGACCAACAUAACAGUUCCCACCCUUGACUGUUUAAAGAAAAUAUAGAAUUCAAAGGUGACCUACAGGUGGAUCAGUUCCUUUUGUGUGUUUUUAAUUUCGAAAAUGUAUGGAGGUCUUGCUGUGAUUUGUCAAUAUUCUUCACAUUUAAAUAGAAAAAUCUGUACCUGUUACGUGAGUGGCCUUUGGCAAAUGAAUAUAUUCACUUACACUGUAGGUCUCUGUUUUAUAAGUACGUGGGGACUGACGUAUGCCGUUAUUUAGUUCACCAACCUAUGAAUCUGGCUAUGGAAUAAAUAAAUUUCAUUCUUGUUUGAACGUCCCUUUGUAUUUAGCUAGAUCUUUAUUUGAACAAUCACACUUAUUUUAAUUCUCCAAUCUCAGAUUUUUAUUCUUCUCAGAUAUAGGAAAGCAUCAGUCUUUAUUCCUAAAAUCUAAAUGGAAUUCGGCAGACUUAUUUAUCUAGGCUCGUUUUUAAGACUAUUUUCUUCUGUAGCCAGUCUGGUACAAGGUUUUGAGUUUAUAUUUGGUGGCCCCAACAGCUUUCAUAAAGAUUUUUAAUGGACUGAGGACGGUCUCUGUUCUUUAUGACUGUAAUUUCAUCUUCUUUUCCCUCCAAAGUUGUCUUCUCUCUUCUUUUGAACCUUCAUUGUCUGAAUAAUUAUUCCAUUCUUUCUGAUAAUAUUUAUAGUACUACAAUAGAGUAUAUUUUUGUCAGUCUAUUGAUUAUGAGAGGAAAGGUUUCAUUAUCUUACCAACCAACCCUGUCGUGCUAGGUUCAUCUUAUUUAUGUUGUUGGAUAGCAUGAACCAUUUAAGCUUUUGUUCUGCAGGUUCUCCCGAGGGAACGCAAGAAGCAGGAGUAUCUUGACGCGGUCAAAGAUCGGUACAAGCACCUUCCUGAAGUAAAUCGCAUUGUUAGGUAAGCUCUCUUCCACAAUUAAGCACACGUUUACCAUAUAUUCAAAGAAAAAAGAUGGAGAGUGACAUUAGAAAAUGAGGAAAUAAGGGGAGUAAAAGAAGGAUCAGUCUCUUUAGUAACCUGUAGAGACCUGUCUGUCUGAAGUCCUUACAGAAAUAUGUUUAAAAUAACAUUUCUCCCGAAUUUGGAUCGAGCUAGGAACCAAAAAAACAAAAAUAUGGCACAACUGUUGAGAAAAUUGAGACAGAAGAAUUGGACUUUACAAGGGUUGUCUUACUUCUUGAGAACUAUUAAUCUAACGACUUUUAGACACCAUCUUCAAAUAUUGCGUCUUUUUCUUCCAGUUGAAACUUCCUCAUAGUGCCUGCUGCUAUCUAGAAAAGAAGAAAUAGCAGACUGGGAAAAGGAAAAGGGGGAAACGUGUAAAUUGUCAAUCUUUGAAUUUUUACUUAAGCGCUUAAAAGUGUUAUCUUGAGAGGAUAUAUGAUUUUGAUCAAUAAUUUGUAAUAAUAAUUUAUAAUAAGAAUUUAUUUAUUUAUAAAUGUUUUUGACGCAAUUUCUGUAAUGGCUUAGUUGAGUUUCAAAUAGUUUUUGAUGUUUCAUGGGAAGUCCGGUCGAGUCUUAAAUUUUUACUUGAAAACCUCAAGAGCAUUGGAGGACGCAGUCAUAAUACUAGCACGUGAAUGGCAUGUUUCUCGUGUCUGCGCAUACAAUUCAUGAAUGAUAUGCUUGAAGAUGAGGCUGAAAUCAGUCAGGAGAUUUACGGGGAAGUUUACAUUACUGUAAUCAUAAUACUAGCAUACUAAUGAUGUUCUCAUCAGGCUUGUGAAUGAGCUCGGCCCUUGUCUCCACUAGUGGCACACCCCAUGCUUUUUUUCACACAUUACACAGACUUGGUUGGCCAGAUAAUCUAGACCCCCGCCCCACACAAUUUCUCAUUAUGAACAUAUAUAUAUAUAUAUAUAUAUAUAUAUAUGUGUGUGUGUGUGUGUGUGACCAUGAGAGAGGGAGAGAGAAGCUGCCAUAUGGAUGGUUGUGAGACAGCCAUAUGGGAAGAGAUAGUGGGCUCAAUCCAGUCCCACAAACGAGACCGGAGAUACUCCAGGCCGAGAUUGGGAAAACUGGGUUGAAUCAUAAUACUCUUAAUCUUCUUCCAGUUGCUUAUGGUUAUGUUUUGUUCUUACUAAAAAGGUUAUUGGUUGCCUUAAUCGAAGAACAGUUAAGAUCGCUGGAGGCCCUUCCAUUGAGACUCUUGACUCUUUCCAUCGUGUUAAUACACAAAACUCUCUUUUUUGCUCCCUACAGGCAUAGGCAUCUGCCCAAACCGAUAUACAAGGCUGCCAAUCUGAGGCGCACAAUCAUCGAGGCAGAGAGGACCAAAGAGAAGAGGAGGAAGGCCCACAGUGCCCCCGGGAGCAUCUCUGCCCAGUCAUACCGCAAGAGAAGGAUCAUCAGAGAAGUAGAAUGA